AUGAAGAUCUUCGAAGCGCUGACAGUCUGUGUUUUAAGUAGAAGAUUCAUUGGAGAAUAUGGGAACAUUGAAUCAAUCUACAGCCACAAUGUUGUCAUGGAUGGAAGGGACAUAACUUUGAACAUCUGGGAUUCACCAUGUUGUCAGGUAUUACGAAAUGUUAACAUUCAAUCUGUUAUAAUGCAGGUUAGAGUCGCGAACGGUUUUGUCCUGGUCUACAGGAUCUGUGACAGGGCCAGCUUCAACUCUGUCACCAAGCUGAUGAAGUCCAUUAAGGACUUCCAGGGCAUGGUCAAAGUGCCCAUGGUGAUCGUAGACAACAAGAGGGACCUGAAUCACAUGCGAACAGUCCUCAGUGAGGAGGGCAGAAUGCUAACCCUGACAAUAGACUGCCAGUUCUAUGAGGUUUCAGAUGCUGAGAACUACCACAGUGUCCUCAUGGUGUUUCACGGACUAAUAGACAGGAUAUGGGAGUCCAAGUCUGCCAUAAAGAAGCCAGCUGGAAUUAAGGGCAUUGUGAAAAGCAUGUCUGCAGUUUUUGCCAGGAGACGAACAGAUUCGCUGUGAGACUAUGGCAC
Oncorhynchus mykiss (rainbow trout) is the source of this 578-nucleotide messenger RNA. The record is from RefSeq and is a predicted model, not a curated record. NCBI's taxonomy places the organism in Eukaryota, Metazoa, Chordata, Actinopteri, Salmoniformes, Salmonidae.